AUGUCCUGCUCCAGCCUGUGCGUCCCCUCCUGUGGGGUGGCCGCCCCAUGCCCCCUGGCUGACACCACCAACGAGCCCUGUGUGCGUCAGUGCCAGAGCUCCUCGGUGGUGAUCCAGCCCCCAGCCACGGUGGUCACCUUCCCCGGACCCAUCCUCAGCUCCUUCCCGCAGCAAAGCGCUGUGGGCUCAGCUGGAGUCCCUGCCAUUGCUGGGGGCUCCGGUGGCAGUUAUGGAGGCCAUGGUGGUUAUGGAGGCUCUGGUGGCUACGGAGGCCUUGGUGGCUAUGGGGGCUAUGGAGGCUACGGUAGCUGUGGAGGAUAUGGCGGCUGGGGCCGAGGCCUCAUGUCCUUUGGUGCCAGCUGUGGGAUCUGCUAAGCCCCACCUGCCUCCUGCUACAGAUGACAGAGUUCUCCAAGAAAGCCACUUGCACUUCCCAACUGAUGAUGCCCAAAGAAAAACAUCCUUUCAGCACUGCUGGGUUCCAGAGGUUGGGGGCCUGGUACUUGUUGAUGGCCAACUCUAAGUAUUUUAUGCCCCAAUUCGGUAUCUCUUUAGGGCAUGCUGCCUAUGACAAUGCAGCCCCAUGAUGGGUGCCUGCUCCUGCAGCAUGCCUAAUGCUCUUUGCGGCUCUGCCCAUUGCCUGGAGACGCAGGCUUCUCUUGGUCGGGGUUCUGCACUUCUCCAAGCUCCUUCCCUUCUCAAACUGCAAUAAAAGCUGUGUUGCAUCCCAUUGUUCUCCCUCGAUUUUAUUCUAUUGCCUCCACAUGCAAUACCCCAGGUAGCAGCAUGGGUUCUCCUGUGUUUUCAAGAGAGCUCC
This is a messenger RNA of Neopsephotus bourkii (Bourke's parrot), 817 nucleotides long. RefSeq names its product claw keratin-like. The transcript has a single exon. The record is from RefSeq and is a predicted model, not a curated record. Gene Ontology annotation, molecular function: structural constituent of cytoskeleton. Lineage: Eukaryota; Metazoa; Chordata; Aves; Psittaciformes; Psittacidae. Gene Ontology annotation, cellular component: intermediate filament. The coding region runs from base 1 to 375 and encodes 124 amino acids.